AUGUAUACAAAUGCAGACAAUAGAGCUGAUUCCAUCAACAGUGAUCAUACAUAUCAAGAUCUUUACCCAGUCAAGACCCAGACGCCCAGAAGCAGCAAUCAAUCUAAGAACUCAGGGAACAGAUUGACUACAGUGUGUCUGGUGCUGCUGUGUGUUCUCCUGCUGAGUGGCAUCACAGUGCUGUGGAUCAAAUACAACAACGUGACUACAGAAAGAUGGAGAUUUUUUAGUUCGAGCAUUUACUACGUUUCGUCUGAUAAGAAGAAUUGGAAUGACACCAGGAAGUACUGCAGAGAGAGAGGAGCAGACCUGGUGAUCAUAAACAGUGCUGAAGAACAGGCGUUCAUCAGUAAAUAUUAUGGAAGCGAUCAAGCUUGGAUUGGUCUGACUGACAUAGUCAGAGAGGGUGAUUUUAAAUGGGUGGACGGCUCACCACUGAUCACUGCGUUCUGGUCGAACGAUGAACCCAACAAUGCUGUGGUAGAAGAGGACUGUGUUAUAACAGCCUCUAGAUUUGCUGAACACAACAUAUUGACAUGGAAUGAUUUCCCAUGUGACUUCUCUGCAGUUGGGAUUUGUGAGAUGAAAUUAUUUAACUGAGCUCACUGAAGUCAACAGUCGAAACUGAUUAAAUCAGUAUGUGUAUGUUAACUAUCUUUUGUUAAUAUGGGUCUUUAAAUUAAGUUGCAUGCAUGCUAAAAGUUAAAGAUGAAUGUUUUAUUAAAAUGUGAGUUGCAGUUUGGCAAGAGUUACUCCAAUGCAAUAAAUGUAGUAAAAGCCAAUUGAGAACUAAUAAUAUUACAAGCAAAAAAUAUUUAGGAAGUAUUUGUAAAUGAGUAAGCUUUACAACAAUUGUCCAAAGGCAAAGACAAUGAACAACUUGCCCCACUGUGCGAAGAAUAGAAUUUUGUACACUUUUAAUUAGCCCUAAAUACUGUAUUAUAAAUUUGAACUGUGUCAUCAUCAACUACAUCAACUCAUUUGAAAUAUAGACAAUUCACAUUAUUUCUACCGACUUUACGACAUGAUUCACACAAAACAAAAUUAUAACAUUAAACACUUUGUUCUCCUCUAGAAAGAUAUCAGGCUGUCAUUAUUCAGAACAACAUGUGUUGUUAGAUCACUGUAUAUAAAUUUGUAUAAUCAAGAAAUAUGAGAAUGUGGGGAAAGCUAAAUGUAAAAAGUUAUUGUUCAUUCAUAUUGUGUGUUUGUGAUAAUGUAGGUUAUCAGUAUUUUCCUAAUACCAAGUAGUCUAGAGACAAUUAACAAUUAGGUAGUAACAAUAACAGUGAUUUCUCUUUAUUAUUAUUUGUUUAAUAUUUAUUUUUUUAAUAGAAAUUAUAAAGAUGGAAUAACCAUUGU
This is a messenger RNA of Clarias gariepinus (North African catfish), 1362 nucleotides long. RefSeq names its product C-type lectin domain family 17, member A-like. Lineage: Eukaryota; Metazoa; Chordata; Actinopteri; Siluriformes; Clariidae. The transcript has 5 exons. The record is from RefSeq and is a predicted model, not a curated record. The coding region runs from base 1 to 600 and encodes 199 amino acids.